Messenger RNA from Tigriopus californicus, 2624 nucleotides. RefSeq lists its product as uncharacterized. The record is from RefSeq and is a predicted model, not a curated record. Bases 62 to 2605 code for a protein of 847 amino acids. NCBI's taxonomy places the organism in Eukaryota, Metazoa, Arthropoda, Copepoda, Harpacticoida, Harpacticidae. The transcript has 2 exons.
UUCUCCCGAUUCCCAUUGGGUGACAAAAUCAAAACAGCGAAGCUUUCGAAGUUCAUCCAUCAUGGAAUGGAGUUUCCUGUUUUUGACUUAUGUACUUGCAUUGGUGCGUGGUGAAACCGGUCAAUAUGCGUUAGAUAGAUCUUAUUUUAAUAAUGAGAACCUAAUGAUUCCCCAUGACAUUCUCGAGUGCUACAAAGACCGCGAUGUGUGGGACAGAUAUCAUCGUCUUCCCUCUAGUGUAGAUUCUUUGGUGUCUUUGAUUCGCAAAAUCGAGUUGGACCCCAGGUUGACAAACUGGAACCCCGGACAUUUAGCCGCCACAUUGAUUCACAAAUACCGAUUCGACGGGAUCCAAUAUGACCGGUGCAUCGAUACGAGCUUCACAGGAGCUGUUCCGUACAAAUUGGAUCUAGUCAAUUCGUUCUCGAAAAUGGCUUUGGUUCGAUUGCUCAUCAGCGGGAACAGAGAUGAUUUUCCAACGGAUGUUUUAACCAAAGAGGAGUCUUGUUCUCUUCAUUGGAUGCUAUCUUACUCGGUGAACACUACCUUUCGCGACGACGAGGUCUUUUGGAACGACAAUUACAACAACAAUGGGAAUGGUUAUUGGGGUUUUCGUCCUCCCUAUGGAAUGUCUCCCGGUGGAUGGAAUAACAACCCAGGAAAUUGUGAGGAGAGGAAACCAAUCAGCCGAUCCCCGUGGGAAAUGGGUGUCAUUUGGAGUCCUGCUGGUCCAGUGGCAGCCGGUACCAUGCUUUCUGGGUUGGCUGCCGGAUUGGAGCCCCAAUAUGUAGAUUGGUCCAACGGACAAGUGGACAACGCUUGGGCCGCGACAUUGGCUUCAGAUCUUGGGCAAACAAGCCUGCUGAAACGGAGGGACGGACAAUUCGUGGGUCCGGAUGGAUACUUCAACUCCACAUUAUGUCCCAGAGAAUUCUAUAUGCGCUUGGUUGGAACAGAUGCCAUGUACUCUCAUCUCACUGUGGCAGAAAUCAAUGGUGGCGUGGAUGGACUGAUUAUGGGCAAGUUUGCAGAUGAGUGGCAAGCCAAGUCCGAGUUCACUUUGUCUCAAAUUGUGGAUAGAUAUUAUUCAGUGGGAGGAAUGGUGUCUCAUGAUGUGAGCUACUCAUCUUGUGACCGGUAUGCAAACUAUCGCCGCUAUUUGGACGGGACCAAGUUGAAGGAGCAGGCUCUUAUUUUUGGCAUGGAACUCAAGCAUAUUUUGUUACUUGUGUCAAUGGAUGUGACUGCAAUUCGUGCAUCUAUAGAAUCGGCCAAACAUCAAUUGGAGUCCAAGAUGAAUGAACUGGACGCGAGUUUAGAUCAAUUUGGGGAAUGUGCAGAGAAACGAAAGCGAGAAAGAUCUUUUGAUUCAGGGAAAUUUAAUGUUCCUCCUAUCGAUGAAAAGUUCCCUUCAGCCGGAUAUGCCGAUGUAGCCAUGAUUCUAGACACCUCCAUCUAUUCCAUCGAGGAUGAGGUGUUUAUGAAGCAAGUUGCGGCAAGCUUGGCCAUCGAAUUGGACAUCUGGAACACCAGGGUAAGAGAUGACAACCAUGAAGACGUGAUCAUCCAAGCUGGAAGCCAUUUUGAACUCAGUGAAGGCAAGAGAGGGACUGUUCUCCUCAGUUCCGAAGAUUCUCAUAAUAAAGCUCAACUAGCAUGCGAUAUUCUGUCUACUCGUAUACCUCAAACUGGCGACAGCGAUCCUUUGAAGGCUUUAGAGGCCGCAGCGUCCAGAUUGAGCGCCCGAAGAAGGGAUCGUGACGAAGCCAAUGAUCUAUCAUACGGCAAGGCCCAGGUAAUAGUCAUGGUUCUAUUUACCCGAAUGUCCACCACGGAUGAGAGAGCGCUGCAUAACGCUAUUUAUGGACUGCGGCAAUCCUUUCCGGAUGUGAGGCUUCUUGUGGCCACACGAUGGGUUGAUGCCAACAGCUUCUCCAAAUACGUACUCUUCCCCGAAUAUGACGUGAUCACCUUGAGUUCCAUUAAUCAAGAGCAACGAGCGGAGGUCGACGGAAGACGCUUGGGACAGAGGAUAGCUCAACUGCCAGGACAGAUUCAGUAUUCCAAUUGUGAUCCUGAUGGGAACUCGUACGAUCCUGAGCGCCUGCACGAAGUCAUCUUGUAUGUUCUGCCCAAUACCCAACGCUACUUUCGCAUUCAUCCGCGAUACUUUCUCAAAUCGUACAAACUUCAAGUUAUCAUAGAGGUUGAGUUCAACUCGGCUGAGAUUUGUUGGAGCCGAGCAAGUCCGGAGGAGAUUACACUCAACGAGUUCUACGACGUGUUUGACAACGAUCUGUUUGAGUUGGAUGAGCAAUGCAACUCAAUCAAUGGAGGCAAUUCAGGCUCCAGGAGGUUGACUCUUAGUUGGGAUAAACCAUGUCAGGGUAAAAGCAUCACCCGAUGUCGGCCAAUCUUUAUGAAGAUUGUAGGCAAAGAUUCUGGCGGUCAGAAUUGCCUGACUGAUGACCAUUAUCCUUGUCGGAGCGCAGAUGCGGCGAAAGUGACUUUGAGACAUGAUGGCAUGACUUGUGGAACCCCAUCUGUAUUCCUAUGUUUGUGGUUAAUAGCAUUAGGUCUUCUAUUUAUUGUUAUCUUAAUGUAAUACAUCAUCGCAACUUAAA